Messenger RNA from Haliotis rubra (blacklip abalone), 1083 nucleotides. Its product is annotated as cdc25-like protein phosphatase twine. Gene Ontology annotation, biological process: positive regulation of G2/MI transition of meiotic cell cycle; positive regulation of G2/M transition of mitotic cell cycle; G2/M transition of mitotic cell cycle. The record is from RefSeq and is a predicted model, not a curated record. Gene Ontology annotation, molecular function: protein tyrosine phosphatase activity. Gene Ontology annotation, cellular component: cytoplasm; nucleus. The transcript has 7 exons. NCBI's taxonomy places the organism in Eukaryota, Metazoa, Mollusca, Gastropoda, Lepetellida, Haliotidae. Bases 1 to 1083 code for a protein of 360 amino acids.
AUGGCUCAUAUAGCCGAGGCUGAUAUCAGCUUUACUGACCUAAAGACCUUGCUCUUUGACAGCCCAUGUGCCUGGAGAAACAGCGACUCCGAAUCAAGUGACAGUGGUUUGGGAUCGCCCGACUCAUUAUCAGAGUGUUCCUCUGAUGGGAGCCCAGUUUCUUUGUGUGGAUCCCUUGCCAGACGUUCACUUUUCCCCUCCAAAAGGCAGCGCGAAGACUUGGAUGAUCAGGAAGAUUCUCCAAUCAAACGUUCAAGACAAGAGCUGAUAUCCUUGGAUUGGGAUUCCGAUGAAGAAGAAGAGAGAACGCGAUCUGCUGUGGAAAAGUUGCAAGCUGCUGACCAAAACCUUAUUGGUGAUGGCACAAGAGUACACACCCUUCCAACGGUAGAGACGAGAAACCACAGGGAUUUGAAGACUGUUACUCCUUCAACGGAUAUGUGUGAACCCCAGACCUACGUUCCCAUGCUGCACGCUGAUCACGUGGACGAUUUGAAGCAGUUUCGGGCACGAUCCAAGUCGGGGACAGCAGGCCAGAAAAAGAUGGGAAGAAGUUCAGCUACUAAUGAAAGGGCGCUUUCCGAGAUUAGCGAGUAUCAGAUCGUUGACUGCAGGUACCCCUACGAAUUUGAGGGAGGACAUAUCCAAGGUGCCGCCAAUAUAUACACAGAGGAAGGCAUUUCAGAGCUUAUUAAACGCCCUGCUAGCCAACCGACAGUUUUGAUAUUCCAUUGUGAGUUCUCAUCCGAAAGAGGUCCUAAAAUUAAGAUUUUCCGAGAUAUACGAUAUCGUCCCUCAGUCACCAUAGACUUUAUUCAAAUGUUCAUGUUCUCUUUCUACAGGAUGCGUCACUUGAGAAGCGAAGACAGACAAGCCAACAGUCACCGUUACCCAGAGCUGUAUUAUCCCGAGGUCUACCUUCUGCAAUCUGGAUACAAGGCUUUCUUUAGUGAGCACAAGGAUAUGUGUGAACCCCAGACCUACGUUCCCAUGCUGCACGCUGAUCACGUGGACGAUUUGAAGCAGUUUCGGGCACGAUCCAAGUCGGGGACAGCAGGCCAGAAAAAGAUGGGAAGAAGAUGA